Zeugodacus cucurbitae (melon fly) is the source of this 2496-nucleotide messenger RNA. RefSeq lists its product as uncharacterized. The transcript is spliced from 6 exons. Lineage: Eukaryota; Metazoa; Arthropoda; Insecta; Diptera; Tephritidae. Bases 286 to 2343 code for a protein of 685 amino acids. The record is from RefSeq and is a predicted model, not a curated record.
UUCGAGUCGGAAAAAUAAAUAAGAAAUAAUUUUAAAUUUAAUGGUUUUUAUAAUUUUUACAAAAAAAUACAAGCAACCCUGCUUUAAAAUAUUUUUGACGCGACAACAGUCUGGCAACACGAACGAACGGAUAUAAAGAACCGUAAUUUUAAAUUUUAUUCUUGCGCAAAAUUCCGUGGUGAAAAAUAUAGUUCCAUCAAAUAUUUAAAUUUUGUAAUUAAAUACUGAUUCUUAAAAUUAAAUAUUGCAAUUGUUGUGUGCUCAAAUAUAAAAGACAAGUAGAAAAUGAAUUCCUUAAUAUUAAUGAACUAUUUGGAGCAACAAGCAAAAGGCAACGGCAAAUUACAGAAUCUCUUGGCACAGACCGCACAGUGUUUAAUGCGCAAAGAGGAGCAAUUCAAGCUGGAAAAGGAAUUACUACAAGAGUCUCUAAUCCACACAAUGGACGUGUAUGAGUUGGAAACUAUUAUGAAACAGUUAAAAUUACAAUACCAACAACAAUGUGCGUCACAGGAACAAAUGUUAACCGUGUACAAGCAUUCCGUAGAGUUUUGUGUGCAAGUACAAAAUAUUGAUUGGAAUUCGCAAUUGGAUUGUAAGCUGGAAUUACUGCAAUUGCGAUGUCAAAAUGAGAUGCGGGAACUGAGCGAAGAAUAUGAGGAGGAGAAGGAACGUAGAAAGAUGUUGGAACAGCGGCCAAUAGUUCAAACAGCGCGUGCUGCUGAAAAGGAAAUUGCCAACAUUCAGGCGAAAAUAGAGAAUGUCAAAGAACGUGCCUCCGCAUAUCAGAACCAAUUAUUUGAGCAAUUAGAAAAGCUCCAAAAUGAACGGAAUACUGCAAUAGUUUUCUUAGUAAAAGGAAGCAAAGAAAUAGCUGAUAAAGAAUCAGAGCUUGCAGCUUUGGAAAGCGCAAAUAAUGCCCAAACAAACGAUUUGAUAAAACAAAAAGAAGAAAUUAUUUCAAAAAUGCAGAAACUUGGCACGAAGCUUCCCGUUUUUACCAACGCCAAUAAAUUGGAGCCGUGUCCAGAGCAAAUCAAUGCAAAUAACGAUUUCUCUUCAACCAUCGCCACAAAGCUUGAUGUACUUCCCAAACUGGGAAAUACUACCAAUGCGAACACGGAGGUGAAGCCUAAAGAAAUGAGUUUCUUAGAACUCUUCAAAGAGUGGGAGCUAAAGAAACAUCAACAGUUUCAACAACUAGUAACCAUAACACCAUACACUGACUAUAACACAACCGUCAACGUGCCGGAUAUAACAGUGAAUAUUUCAGAAACGGAUAACACGAGCACAAUACACGAUAUUACACCAAAAUCCAUAUUGCGACGUCCAAGUAUUUCCGAAGAAGAUGGUGGUGUGGUGGUACCGAAGAAACGUGUACGAUUUGCCACACCCGACUGCGUUGAUAGUGAUAGUGAUUUGGAUUUCAACACUUCGAGUCAUACGAGCUUCAAUGCAGUUGAGGGUAAUGCUGCUGACGGUAGGGGUGAUGAAAUUCAAAAUACAACUUUCGUUGUCGAGGAGAACAUGCCACCAUUUAAUGGUGACACUGAGACCAUUGAGAUUUUCAGCACCGAUGAAGUCGUGCCAAGUGAAAAUGAUAAAGAGGAUUCGGACCAUAAGUUCAAAAAGCCCGAUUUCGUUACGGCGAAAAAAUUACUGAGAAAAGCAAAAUUGCAGGGUUCACAAAGGCAAGGCAAAGUGCAAGAUAUCGCGGGUACUGUUGGCAAAAGACCAAGAAUUGAGAUACAAGAAUGUCGCAUCAUUAAACCAGCGGGCACUAAGUUGCCGACGAAAUUACCCAUAGCGCUCACCCCAGAACCGCAAGAACAAGCCACGUCCAACUCAACUAUUCAACCAAAGGAAACUCUACAGGCCACCAACAACAAAGUAUUCAAAUCACCACCAAAACCAAAAAUGCGUAAACAACAACAAAUACCAGAUUACAAUAACUUUUUUGCUGACUUCUCGAAAGAAUCAAGUGUGGAAACUUCGCAAACAGACUCCGAGGCAAGCGUAAAUACCGUUAAAGAUACCAAUGAUAUGCUGAGCUUUGAUGAGCCCAUGAAAUCGUGUGAUAAAGCGAAACGUAAGGGUAAGAAAAACGGUACAAUGGAUUUUGAGAGCUUCUUUCGUGAGACGCUCAAGAAUUGCGAGAUCGACGAUAGCAACGUGUCUAUGCAGGUGUCACCCACUGAGGGGGAGAAUGAGUUGUUGCAAUUUGAUUUGAAUUUUGAUGACAAUAACGGUUUAUCGCAUAGCAACUACGAUGAUUUGUUCGCUGAUCAAGUGAAUGGUGGAAAAGUUGAUGAUGACAUGUUGUCAUUUAAUUUCAGUGAUUGAUGUUAAUUUAUUUCUUGUUUUCUCACUUUAUUGACAUUUUGUUAAAAGGUAGCUCUAGAUCGCUAAAAAUUGUUUUUGUACUGAAUUUCAUUUUAUUUUUAAUUGUUGUUAUUUUUAUGUUGUUGUAAAUAUGAAUUUUCUAAAAAUAAUUUC